Molecule: messenger RNA, 3657 nt
Organism: Prosopis cineraria
Lineage: Eukaryota; Viridiplantae; Streptophyta; Magnoliopsida; Fabales; Fabaceae
Exons: 13
Coding region: 2490-3533 (347 amino acids)
Cellular component (GO): SAGA complex
Source: RefSeq, a predicted model, not a curated record
AUAACAGUGUGGUGCAGAGUACGGUAGGAGUUAUUGGCCAAGCUAAACGCUUCUAUACGCGCGGCCAAGCUCGCUUCAGACAAAGCUUCUCUUUUUUGGAUUUGCCAUCUCUCCCUCUUCUCCCCGCGGAGGAGAGAGAGAGAGACUUUGAAGAGUCCAUAUUUUACGUGCGAGCAAAAAUAGCAUUCCCAAGCAACGAAUAAAUUCUCUUCUUCUGUCUUCUAGGGUUUGCGUUCCCGCCAUUGUCGACCUUGCUCGCUGCCGCUCCUUCCCCCUGUUCUGCACUGGCAUUGCUCUGAGAUCAUCUGUAUUUCCCUAUUUGAUUUCAAAUUUCGGAUUUAUUCCCCUUUUAAUAGGAUUCUGAUUGGUCUAUUGGUCUAUCCUUUUUCUUUUGGUUUAAGAUAUACCAUAUCCUGCUCUCAAUGGUAUGCUCGUUUGGGAGUGGGAGAAUGGCAGUCAUUGCAAGGCUUCUGGCUGCUGGCAGGUUCUCCCAAACUAGGGCAGAGGAGAUUGGCCAUCAGAAGUCAGCUGCUGAAUACGUUUUCAGAGAUCUGCGAGAUGCAGAUGAAGCAAAUUUGCUUGAUGAAGAAGGUGUCCACCUUCAUUAUACUCAUCGUUUUAGUUUUGGCUUGAUUUGAUUACUGAAUAAAGGCAAUUUCUGUCAAUGCAUUGCUCAGACGUUUCUCUUUAAAAUUGAAUAAAUGAUUAUAUGACCAUUUAUUUUGUUGAAAAUAGGCUUCUUCAAUGCGCCAUUGGUAGUUGUGGCUGCACUAGCUUGUUUUGUAUAUUCUAUUUUGCUAUCCUGCUUCUAUUUUUGCCUUUGGUUAAAUUUUUUAUGAAUAACACUUAAAACAUGCAUCACUUUGCCAUUCUAUUUUGUCUCCUUUUUGUUUAUUUGAAUUUUUGUGUAUAACAUGCAGACUUCUAUAAUGUUGGACAGCCCUGGUGAUUAAUUGUAGACUAUCUCUUACUUUAACAAGAUUUUAUAACUCAUGAGUAUAGGAACUUCAUUAUUAAAAAAAAAAUUAAUUCACAAUGUGAAAUUAGAAGAUACUGAUGAUAAAACCAAUAUUCUUAAAUUAACCCACACAGAUGUACAUCCCCCUUUUGUGAGUCAUAGAAGUACUAUUGUCUUGGAUUGGAAAGAAAUUGUGGUGGACUUGUUUUAAGGAGCAAAAGUUUUCUAGGUGUCAUCUCAUACUUCAAUACAUCUGUUUGAAUCUUAGUAUAGUCUAUUAGCCCUUUGUAUCCCUAUUUACAGAGCUACAGGAGCCCAUUUAUUAUCAUCCCUUCUUAUGGCCUAGUGAAAUCAAGAAACUGUAAAACUUGGUUUUCUGCACUGCUAUAAAAAAUGGUUAUAUAUAUAUAUAUAUAUAUUCUAUAUUUCACUUAGCUUACAGCUUUGCACCUGAAACUUUCUCACUAAAUUGAUACUGAACUCUCUUAGAAGAAAUUUCACAUCAACACUGAUGCUUAGAGAAAUAAUAAAUGGUCCCAAAGCUCAAAUUUAUGUGCAACAGGCAUACCUUAAGAAAUGCCUGUUUAAUUUGUUACAUUCAUAUUUGUCAAAUAGUGAUAGAUAUUUGAAUUGGAGAGUGUAUUUUUGAAUUGCAAGUCAUAGCAUGCAUUGAAUCAUAAGAUUCUGCAACAAUUAAAAAAUAACUUCAUGUAUGAAAUAUGACAUGUUUUAAUCCUUAAGAUAUGCAUGAAACACUCAAGAUAGUAAAUCUAACCAAAAAGAUAAGAAAAAUUCUUUAACAUAGGUCAUGGGUUAGCUUAUUAGUCGUAAAUUCGUAAGUAAUUAAUUCUUGAAAUCAUCUCAAGUAAUAUAUUGAUUUGCUUUUUUUUUUUUUAAUUUCAAGAUAUAAGCCAACACUUAACAACAUUACGGCAAGCCAAACCAACACCAACUCACUGUUUUGAUGCAAUUUUGAAUUGUAAAAUUGUGCUUCUGUGUAUUGAUUUGAAUUGCUCAUUUAUGGUUAAUUCAAUCAUCAAUUCAUUUCAUUGCCUUUAAGAUUCAUUAUGAAUCUAAGGUUUGGAUUGUGAAUUGCUCUAUGCUGAUAACUUUGGUUAUAUUCUCAAUAGCUCAAGGUACUGCCCUUCAAUUCUUUCACAUUGUCACUUUAGAACUUGAGAAGGAGGAACUAGUUAUGUCCCUCAAUCUGAACUCGUUGAAUUAAAAUAUGGGAUAUUUAUGCCUGUCUUUUGUUUCUCCUUUUUUUAGUUUUCAGCUUUUCACACUACUGCUUAGUGUAUUUUCUAUUGCAGAUAUGCAUGUGUAUGGUUUGAGACCUAUGUCUGAUCCCUUGCAGCUGUUGGAGUAAAGGAUAUGAUAAUCAAAUCUGCAUUUGUGUGCAUGCACCAUGUAGGGAAUGGGGCAGAGUACUUACUGCAUUCUUUAAGCUCUGUAUGUUGCAAUGCUUGCAAGAAGCCCAUCCAGGCCAGCCAAUAUGCUGCUCAUGCAGAACUUUGUAGGUCAUUAAAGUAUGCAGAACAAACCAUUUUGGAGGUUGAUGGCAGCAUGGGCUAUCGAAAGCCCCCCAAGAAAAGAAAAGAAAAAGUUAUCAUCAACUUCUUGUGCUAAUCAAGCUCCAGCAGUUGGGGAGGAGGGAAGGGCUGAGGCUGUGGAUUCUAUUGAUGCCGCUGUGCCACCAUCCCAUAUGAAUGAUCAAAUUAGAGUCACUUGCUAUUCCAACGAUGGUAAAGAUGCAGCAUCUAUGAUGGAUGGUACGGGAUUUAAACUUGGAAAUAGAGAUCACCCAGCUUCUGUAAUGCAACCUCCAACAAAACGUCGUAAAUUGAUUAGUGGAGUACAUUCACCUCUACCAGAAAGUCCUGCAACAGAAUCUAGAAUAACAAGACCAGCUAGCUUUGCAAAUAAAAAUACUUGCAAAGGUGGGGAUAUGUUGGAAAGAACUGUCUCUGAAAAUGGAGAUCCAAGCCAUAAAAAUUUUGGGCUUGUCCUAGAGCAACACCUUACAAAGAGAGACGGUCCUGCACCCCUUGCUACCAAGGUGUAUUAUUCACAAAGGAACAAUCGUCUGCGUGCAGCUCUUCGUCAUCUUUAUUUUCAGGAAUCAAGCAAUGAAUUAUGUACAGAUAUUGCCAGUCCAAAGUCCUCAAAUGAAACGUUAGCGUUCCAAGAUUCACAUCAUAUAGACCCUUCAUUUGGACAAAAGGAUGAUGAUAACACGGAGUGCCUCUUGCCAAAUUUGAGCUCAGUGCGAAGUCCUAAUCAUAUUCUUGCGAAAAGUUCAGACAUUUGCAUGCGUAAGGCAGAAGACCUACCGGCUAGCAACUUGCCAAAUCAAUUUGUUGUUAAUGUUUCAAGGCCUGCAGCUCCUCAUCUUGGUUUGACAAGAAGCAGCUUUCUUCCAAAGCCUUAUUCUUUUGCAAGCAACACAGGAAAUCCAAUGAGAACAAUUCAGCAAUCAAAGGGGAGUGUUCCUGUUUAUAGUAAUCUUGGAGGGAUUUAUUUUUUUCCCCUAGGUGAAAUUAUAGUUCAAUUAAUACUCGAGGUUAGGAUUUAGCAUCCCUUUUUUCGAAGCUGAUAAAGCAAUUUUCUCAAAUUGUUUAUUCUAUCAGUGUCAUCUGCUUUGUAAAUGAACUCUGAUCUCUGCUAUGUAUAGAAUGAAAGUUCGGAAAUUUUAGUUC